AUGCUCGAAUUCACGUCUCACAAACUCUUGGUCUUUGACGUCUAUGGGACACUCGUUGACUGGGAAUCCGGAAUAUACAACAGUCUCAGGACGGUCUUUCCCGAGGACACUCCAAGAGAGGAGGUGUUGGAGAAAUACGCUGCUGCGGAACUAGAUCUACAAAUGAAAGAUCCGAGCGUAGCAUACUCGAAGAUCCUCGAUCUUACUUGGGUCCAGCUCAACUUAGAUCUGGCUUCCUCAACGUCACCAGCAAGUGAUGCUGAACGCUUCGGAGCUUCCAUACCCACGUGGCAGCCAUUUGAAGACACCGUCCAAGCCCUCCAUAGACUGAAGGAGCACUUUGCGCUAGUGGUUCUCUCCAACGUAGACAACAAAAGUUUUGAAGGCACACACGAGUUGCUGAAAUCCCAAACCCUUGAAGCACGCAAUAGCAGAUACCCGACCGUGACCCCUGACUCCCCCUUCUCACUCAUCCUCACCGCUCAGCAACUUAAUGCGUAUAAACCAGACUUGAAGGUGCUGGAAACUGCACUCCAGCAAGUCUCAUCUGCGCCUCGCUUUAACUUACCGCAUCCCAGCCCCCCCUGGGCUGUGGAGGCACGCGAAGUGCUUGUAGUAGCAAACUCGCUUCUGCAUGAUAUAGAGCCCGCAAAUCUUCACAAUCUCAACAGUGUGUGGAUUUCGCGCCAUGAGAAGAAUAUUAUCGGAACCAACCCCGAUUUGAAGGAGCGAGGGGCUUGGAAAUGGAGGUUUGAAACUUUAGGUGAUCUGGCAGAUGCGGUGGACCAGGAGGUUAAAGAAAAGAAACGCGUGGCCGCGGCGCUACGUGAACUUUAG
Messenger RNA from Suillus plorans, 837 nucleotides. Its product is annotated as HAD-like protein. The record is from RefSeq and is a predicted model, not a curated record. NCBI's taxonomy places the organism in Eukaryota, Fungi, Basidiomycota, Agaricomycetes, Boletales, Suillaceae. The transcript is spliced from 2 exons. The coding region runs from base 1 to 837 and encodes 278 amino acids.